AUGGGGCUACGGAAGAAGCUGGAUGUGUUUAAUAUGCACGCGGGGGUCCCCGUGAACGAUUUGACGACGCAGUACAUCAAACUGUACAACCGAGAGGUGAAACAGUUCUACCAGGUGGAUCAAUUUGUGGACUACGAGAUCCGCGGGUCGCGGAUCCACGUUGACUCGCACGUUAGGUAUCUUGAGAAGCGGUAUUUGAGGCAGGAGAAUCUCCUGGGGGAGGAGAUGGGGGUCUACUGGUCUGGUAAGGACAAGAGGAAGUUCUUCAAGCUGCUGGAGCGGUACUCGAUCCACCGGCUGGACGACUGGUGGCAUUGUAUAGGCAACAAGAGUAAGAUAGAGGUGUUGCAGUACUAUGACCUAUUGCGACGCAACGUACGGUUGUUGAAGGACGGCCGUUUCAAGAAACUUCUGAGGCGGAGCGAGAUUCCAAUUGCGUACGAAGUCAGCGAACAGUUUAUCGAGCUUGAGGAAUUGAUGGCCGAACGGUUGAUGACCCGAGAGGAUGCAGGGGCGGUGUGCCCCCUGGAUCACAGCGAUAGUGGGCUUGUCAAGUUUGACGACUGGAAUGCAAAAUGGUUGAAAGUUUACCGCCGGAGUCAAUUCGAGGACGGUAACCUCGUGAAGACGCCACUACCCUUCAGCCUAGAGAGUGUUCAAUUUAUUGAGGGACUUGUAGUGCAGUACGUGAAGCGAUUGUUGCAUUUCUGCGUGCUCCCCAAUAUCAAUGACUGCGAGGUGGGCAAGUCGGACUUGCUGGCGUACCUUUCCGACCGGCACGCGAGGAGGAAGUGGUCGUUCCCCACGACGAUAACGAGGGAACACAUUGACCGCGGGCUCACUAUAAUGCGACACGAGGACAUCCCCGUGUACACACCCGGUGGGAACACACUGGAGACGUUACAUAAAUUCGGGCUGGUCCCCGAGCCCCUUGCGGGCAACGUGUUCCGGAAUAGAGCCAUCAGGGACUCGCUUCUGCCGGAGAUCCUCUCCGCUAGCGUCAAAUUCAACGACAGCGUCACUGCGAAGGCGUGUUCCGACGAGCUAACAGGUGGGGCCCCGACCUCUACGAUAGAACAGCCUCUGGACGAGGAUCGGGCACACUACCGGACAGGCACCACCACUGAGAGUCUCUUUAUCAAGAAGAUGGCCAAACUGGAUGCAUCUGUUACACAAAACGAACCACACUCGGAUGAGGACGAUCCCGUAUCCUUUACUAUUGUGAAGCGGGACGGAACACCGGAUGUCGACGCCACGCAACGUCUAGAUAACGCCACAGAGCUGUCGCUCUACGACUGGGAAGCAGGCCAGAUGGACCACGCGGACAUGGUCCACUCAAGCAAACACGAGAGCACGCUCUUCCACUACUUCAUGCAUAUAGCGGCCGCCAAGAGCAAACGCAAACGUAAGGGCAACGGCAAGAACAAGAAUAAGCGGGGCACGCACUGCGUCCCUCUUGCAGCAGCCCAGACGGGCACACCCUCCGCCACGCACGACCGCAACCCGCCCAUACAGCUGUCCCAGACACUACACGACUGGUUCCUGCGCUCAGACGGCUGA
This is a messenger RNA of Huiozyma naganishii CBS 8797, 1560 nucleotides long. It is a transcript of the gene RRN5, whose product is annotated as Rrn5p. Gene Ontology annotation, biological process: nucleolar large rRNA transcription by RNA polymerase I; transcription initiation at RNA polymerase I promoter. Gene Ontology annotation, cellular component: RNA polymerase I upstream activating factor complex. Gene Ontology annotation, molecular function: rDNA binding; RNA polymerase I general transcription initiation factor activity. Bases 1 to 1560 code for a protein of 519 amino acids. NCBI's taxonomy places the organism in Eukaryota, Fungi, Ascomycota, Saccharomycetes, Saccharomycetales, Saccharomycetaceae. The transcript has a single exon. The record is from RefSeq and is a predicted model, not a curated record.